AUGCUACUAGUGCUAGUGCAUAUUGCGCCUGUUCCAUACUUCGAGCACGUGCACCCAAUAUACCCAUUUUUACACCGAGAGGAGUUUGAGAAAAAGGCUCUCGAUAAACAAUGCCUCGCAUUCUGUCAGGAAAGCGCAUCAUUUUCGGCCUUGUAUCACGCAGUACUAGCACUUGGCUGCCAACGUCGAGAAGGGGGAUGUUUCCAGCCGGGCCAAGGGACAGCCUGGAAGCUAUUCAAGGUUGCCUUUAGUCAUUUCCCCAAUAUCAUUGCCUCUAAGGAGACUUUGGUUCAUGCUCAGGCUAUAUUUGCUCGCAACACUUCCUGGGUUCAGAUUGAGAAAUCGUUGACAACCCAAGCCGCCAGAAUUGUGCAAGCGCUUGGCCUUAAUCGGGCCAUGUACGAAAGCGAAAAUAUCGAUCUGUGUCAGAGGAUAUUUUGGGUGACUUACAUAUUGGAAAAGACGCAAUCUUUCAUAUGCGACAGGGACUCUGUAUGUCAUUCCACCCUUAAGGAUGCCAAUUUCUCUGACUGGAGAUUCAAGAUCUUAGUCGACUCUAAUAUUGGUAUACCGGCGCCUCAAAUUCCGGAGGCAGUCUUUGACGGAUUUGACUCCUUCCGCGCACUGUGUAGCUUAAGCCGGUUGCUAUCCAAAGCCCAGAGCUCUCUUUUCACGAUCAGCGCAACAUUGGUUCCUAACAAUACUCUGAUUGCCCGUAUAGAGGGUUUCGAGAUCGAUCUUGACCGAUGGCAGAUGUCUAUUGUCCCCCACUUCCGGCCCGGGUGUAAUCUUCAAGCUAACGUUAUGGGAAGCCUGUUAAUGGAAUUGAAGCUGAAGAUCAGUUUCCAUUACUACAGUGCUGUUAUUGCUCUGGCUCGACUGAAGCUUAGUAUUCUGCCUGAAGAUUUAAUUUCGAAAAGACAGGAGACAGCGAAACAGCUUCUACACGCGUCCCGUGCGAUUAUUGAUCUAACAAGAUACAUCGAUGUGGAGACGUCUACUCCAAUUUGGAUUCUUCUAUCUGUCCCGCUGUCGGCUAUCUUCAUACUCUUCGACUUCGUGAUUCACAACCCGUCUCACGAGGAAACGAAGAAUAAUAUUGCUUUGAUGGGCGUGGCUUCCGGAUAUUUCUGCCGCGUGGAAUUUUCCUCGAAUGGGCGCUUACAAUUCUCUCUUCUCUCCGAUCUUGCUCAAAUCGCUCGGGAUUAUAUACAAGAUGUGGAGGCCGGAACUAUAACAAGGCCAAUGGAACUUUCGAGAGUCCCGUCUCCCCCUCCUCUACUAUGCGAAGGUGAUUUCAUAGCAAAGCCAUGGCUGCAUGAUUUCCUAAGUCGAAUUUGA
Molecule: messenger RNA, 1341 nt
Organism: Penicillium malachiteum
Lineage: Eukaryota; Fungi; Ascomycota; Eurotiomycetes; Eurotiales; Aspergillaceae
Product: fungal specific transcription factor domain-containing protein
Exons: 4
Coding region: 1-1341 (446 amino acids)
Biological process (GO): DNA-templated transcription
Molecular function (GO): zinc ion binding; DNA binding
Source: RefSeq, a predicted model, not a curated record